ACGAGUUUCACUGUGUUUUUCCAUUUGAAUUUGAAAAAAUCACACCCAACUUACUGUCUCUCAUUUCAAUUCAAAGCUUCUUCCUCAUUCUCAAUCCCUAAUUCUUUUUCGAAUCGCGAGUAGCUGAAGCUCAAUCGCAUUCUCAAUUGAGAUCUGUUGCAUUUUCUCUACUUUUUUUUUCCGUUAAGAGUAUAAGAUGGCGACAAUGGAGAGUUUGAUUGGAUUGGUAAACAGAAUACAGAGGGCUUGCACCGCCCUCGGAGACUACGGCGGCGGCGAUCAGGCUUUCUCCUCGCUCUGGGACGCUCUCCCCUCCGUUGCCGUUGUCGGUGGUCAGAGUUCAGGGAAGUCUUCGGUUUUGGAGAGCAUAGUAGGGCGUGAUUUUCUUCCUCGAGGAUCUGGAAUCGUUACGAGAAGACCACUGGUGUUGCAACUGCAGAAAACGGAAGAUGGGAAGGAGUAUGCAGAAUUUGGCCAUUUGCCUAGGAGGCGAUUCUCUGAUUUUGCUUCGGUUCGUAAGGAAAUUGAGGAUGAAACUGAUAGAAUCACAGGAAAGACAAAACAGAUUUCUCCAGUUCCUAUUCACCUCAGUAUCUAUUCUCCCAAUGUUGUCAACUUAACUCUGAUUGAUCUUCCGGGUUUAACGAAAGUUGCUGUUGAGGGGCAAGCUCAAAGUAUAGUCGAAGACAUUGAGAAUAUGGUUCGCUCUUAUGUUGAGAAGCCCAAUUGCAUCAUACUGGCAAUUUCUCCCGCAAACCAAGAUAUUGCGACAUCAGAUGCAAUUAAAAUUGCAAGGGAAGUGGAUCCAUCAGGUGAUCGUACAUUUGGAGUGCUUACAAAGCUUGAUCUGAUGGACAAAGGAACCAAUGCGGUCGAUGUUCUGGAGGGAAGAUCCUAUCGUUUACAACAUCCCUGGGUGGGUAUUGUGAAUCGUUCACAAGCAGAUAUAAACAAAAAUGUUGAUAUGAUGGCUGCUAGGAGAAAGGAGCGCGAGUACUUUGCUACAAGUCCUGACUAUGGGCAUUUGGCUAGUAAAAUGGGUUCUGAAUAUCUGGCAAAGCUGCUCUCUAGGCAUUUAGAAUCUGUAAUCAGAGCAAGAAUUCCAAGUAUAACUUCCUUGAUCAACAAAAGUAUAGACGAACUUGAAGCUGAGAUGGACCACCUUGGAAGGCCUAUAGCGCUUGAUGCUGGGGCUCAAUUAUACACCAUAUUGGAACUUUGUCGUGCUUUUGACAAGAUAUUCAAGGAGCAUCUGGAUGGAGGCCGUCCCGGAGGUGAUCGAAUUUACGGAGUUUUUGACAAUCAGCUGCCAGCUGCAUUGAAAAAACUUCCAUUUGAUCGCCAUCUUUCAGUGCAGAACGUGAGAAAAAUUGUCUCAGAAGCGGAUGGUUACCAACCACACUUGAUUGCUCCUGAACAAGGUUAUCGACGGCUUAUUGAAGGAUCACUAAAUUAUUUUAGGGGACCUGCUGAAGCUUCUGUAGAUGCUGUUCACCUUGUAUUGAAGGAGCUUGUCAGGAAGUCAAUUGGCGAGUGCCAGGAGUUGAAACGGUUCCCAACUCUACAAUCAACUAUAGCUGGAGCAGCAAAUGAAUCAUUGGAGAGGUUCCGUGAGGAAAGCAAGAAAACAGUUGUUAGAUUGGUUGAUAUGGAAUCUUCAGUUGAAUAUACCUCCCACAGCCAAGAACUAGAAUCUCUGAGGUCAACAGAGGCCGGAUUCAGCUAUCAACACAAAUAA
Molecule: messenger RNA, 1738 nt
Organism: Salvia hispanica
Lineage: Eukaryota; Viridiplantae; Streptophyta; Magnoliopsida; Lamiales; Lamiaceae
Source: RefSeq, a predicted model, not a curated record